AUGUUUGCAAGCCGCGAACUACUCACCCGCUCUAUUGUCCCGAUCGGUCGCAACCGCGUGACACCUUCGAACCGCGGAAACUCUCUCAAAAUCAUUCUUUCUGCUCUGACUCUUCUGCUGUCCCACUUAGACAGUCAUCGCCUAGGCCGCGAGAAUACUGUUGACCAUCAACGUCCAGGAGAUUUGCUGCUAGUUGAGCGCGCUAUCAGCAGCUUGGACAUUGUGUCUCAUAAACAUGAUGAUGUUCUGUGUGCCUCUGCGGCACAAGCCUUGAAGAAAUUAAGCGCUAUUGAGGCAUCUGCUGCAGAUGGGUUGGGUUACAGGGCAUGGAGCGAGCCCAGCGAGGUGAUGGAAAUGGAGUGCACUGUUCGAGAAGAAGCAGGCAACAUCGAAAUGGAGUUUCCAUAUAUGGGAACUGUUCAUAUUCUGCGACAAGAUUCUCAACAAGGGGCACCGAGCAAUAUUAUCGGAUCCCGCACAGGAGCAGAGACAGGGAAUUUGGAUGGUAGUCUUCUGGCUUCUUCUUGGGCAUGGGAUGAUUCUCCAUUGUCCUUGUUGCCUGAGCUGGCCUCUACUGCCUCGAGUGUCGACGACGCACACGACGCAUUCCACAGUAUGCUGUCCUCUACUCAUGGCAUGCAAGAGACGUGGAGUCUCCAAAGCGGCAAUCUCAAGUGUAUAGACGAGAUUCCAGAACCGCAACGAUUUUUACAAGACCUGGAUUUCAGGGAUGGGAUUUGA
Molecule: messenger RNA, 741 nt
Organism: Trichoderma breve
Lineage: Eukaryota; Fungi; Ascomycota; Sordariomycetes; Hypocreales; Hypocreaceae
Exons: 1
Coding region: 1-741 (246 amino acids)
Source: RefSeq, a predicted model, not a curated record